Messenger RNA from Lepus europaeus (European hare), 2646 nucleotides. RefSeq lists its product as uncharacterized. Bases 1 to 2559 code for a protein of 852 amino acids. The record is from RefSeq and is a predicted model, not a curated record. NCBI's taxonomy places the organism in Eukaryota, Metazoa, Chordata, Mammalia, Lagomorpha, Leporidae. The transcript has 14 exons.
AUGAGUAAUGUCAAGAGUAACCGAGAACUGUGCCAGCAUUAUGCUGCCACAGCCCCCACGCUGCUGGCUCACAUCUCCAAACUCCUCACACACUGCCGGAAAGAGUGCAUUGCUGUACCAAAGGGCAUCAGAAACAUUUUCCAGGUCACUUGGAAUGAUCUCAUCAAAACCCUUGAGGUACCUACCCCAUCCAAAAUCCUGGGCCUGGAAGUCAGCCUUGGGUCCCCCUCUGUGGUACUUGCAGAACCAACACCUGUGCAGGCUCCCAUCCACAAGAAGCUGCCAACGCACGCAGUGCCACUGAUACUGCCAGUGGUCACCAGGACAGUCAAGCCCUCCGUCUCCUCUCCCAGGCCACCCUGUCCUAUGUCCACCAUCCAGGAGACUCUGGACAAGUUUCAGCGGCAGUCCAUCCACCUACUGACAGAGCUCCUCACUCUGAAGAUGAAGGUCAUGGUGGAGUCUGCAUCUGUUGGUGCCAAUCCUCUGGACAUCUCUAGACGCUUCGUGGAGGCCAGUCAGCUACUCCAUCUCAAUGCCAAGGAGAUGGCCUUUAAUUUCCUGAUUGGCACAGUCGGGAGAAGUGGCUACAAUGGAGGACAGACGGGCAAAGAUUCCCCUGUGAACUACUCUGCCAUAGGAGUGAACUCUCCCUACCAGCUGACUUACCAGCCUUCCACAGCCUGUCUGAGCUUUUGCCUCUCAACUGGAAAGGAAGCCAAGAAGAAAAUAGCUACAGGCAAGUCUAAAGCUUUACAAGAUGUCUUUACAUCACUUCCUCAAGGAGUAGCAGCAUCUCCUGACGUGGAGUUCAGGGACCCUUGCCCAGAGGCCAGGGAAAAACUGAAGAAAUUAUGUCGCGACAUAGAAGCUGAACGGGCCUCCUGGAAAGGGAGGAAUAUCUCCUACCCCAUGAUUGUCCGCAACUACGGGACAAAGAUACCCUCUCAGCCAGGGUCGACCCCCAAAUUGGACUCACAGGUCCCGAAUUCCCAUCACCUUCAGGCCUCCGGUGCUCACACCGCCAGUCCUGCCCCUCACCAGCCUUCCACCCACCGUGCUCAAUGCAGACGAAAUCCUCAAAAGCAGAAGGUGCCCAAGAAGCCCAUUAAGUUGCAUUACACCUUCUACGACGGGUCCUCCUUCGUGUAUUACCCCUCUGGAAACAUCGCUGUGUGUCAGAUUCCUAUAUGCUGCAGAGACAGAAACAUCACCUACCUCUAUAAUGACGUACCUCAUUCCUUCCUGGCCCUGUUCAUUGCAGACAGCCAGAGCUAUGUUCACUACAAUGCAAAGACCCGAUGCCCAUAUGUCUUGGUCUUGGAUGAAGAAGGUGGGACCACCACUGACCCCAAGGGCUACGUAGUACACAAGUGGAGCUGGACUUCCAAGACAGAGACUUUGCUCUCCCUGGAAUAUAUGGUGAAUGAGCAAUUGAAGCUAACAAUCCUGGGGAAGGACUGCAUUACUGUCACCUUCACCUCCCUGAAUGAGACAGUAACACUCACUGUGUCAGCCAAAAACUGUCCGCACAGGCCACUGCACAACAAAUGGCCAACCCACAGAAUCAGUAUCAUGGAUGACAAGAUGUCUAAGAUAAGCCGAGCCCUAACUGAGCUGAAGAAGCGAUUUCAAAAGACGACGAUUCUGUUCACAAAUUCCAUCUUGCUGGCAGCAGGUCUGCUCACCAUAGACUAUCCCCCUGCAAGGAAAGAGGCAGAAUGUGGUCAAUCCAGGUUGGGAUCUGGAUAUUUGCCUGGGCAGGAUCCCAAGCUAGCUUUAUAUGUAGCAAAAAUCGUUUCACCGCUUCAGUCAGCUCAACGAGAAUAUUCAGUGGGAGAAUCUUUGAAGGAGAAGCCUGAGCAUAUUCCUGUGAGCUGCACUAGGAAGAAAACCAUCAAAAUUCAGACCAAAGUCAUGGCCACGGCCAGAGGGAAGACCAAGGAGGUGCGCACUUCCACCAGGUGGGUGGUCUCGCCCUCGGACUGCCCGCUGGUGCUGCGGAAGCUCCUGCGCAAAGAAGAUGCCCGGGCUGGCUGCAAGUGCAUAGCAAAGGUGCCCCUGGUGUCUGACUUGGAGCUGGAGCGAUUCCUGUCUGUGCCCCGAGACCCCAGCCAAGUACUAGUGAUUGGGAUCCUCUCAAACCAGAACCCCAGCAGCACAGCACAGCUCAAAUGGCUUCUGGACACACUGUACAGACAUCAGCAGCGGGGCCGUGCCUCACCCUGUCUCCAGUGCCGGCAUGACCCCUACCGCCUGCUACAGUAUGACCUGGACAGCCCCCUGCAGAAGGUCCCGCCCCUGCUGGUGAAGAAGCAUGCUGUGGUACAGGGCAUGGUUUUGAUGUUUUCUGGGGGGAAGCUCCUCUUCGGGGGCCGUGUGUUCAAUGGAUAUGGCCUGAGCAAGCAGAAUCUGCUCAAACAGAUCACCCGCACACAGCAGGAUGGCAAGAUGGGCUACUUCCUCCCAGACAACUACAAAUUCAGGAUGAAACAGCUUGAUGUGGCAUUACAUCCUAUCAGCAAACUCAGAAGAGGCAGUAAGAAGUGGAACCUGUAGAAGAAAUAGACCUGCAAGAAGUGAUGCCAGCGCUGGUGACCGCCAAUGCCCUCCUCCCCUGCGCCCAGCCCAGCCCCAGCUCCCCAG